Messenger RNA from Dermochelys coriacea (leatherback sea turtle), 7187 nucleotides. RefSeq names its product NEDD4-binding protein 2-like 2. Gene Ontology annotation, molecular function: transcription corepressor activity. The transcript is spliced from 5 exons. The record is from RefSeq and is a predicted model, not a curated record. Lineage: Eukaryota; Metazoa; Chordata; Testudines; Dermochelyidae. Gene Ontology annotation, cellular component: nucleus. Gene Ontology annotation, biological process: negative regulation of transcription by RNA polymerase II. Bases 27 to 1952 code for a protein of 641 amino acids.
UAAUAUUCUUGCUUUUUUUCUUUAAGAUGCUUCAUGCUGAAUGUAAAAUAAGGCCUUUGGAAUGUCAAGAUGAAAUGACAAUUGAACCAUGUUCUAAAAAAAUGAAAUCAACAGAAGAAACUCAUGAUAAAUCCUGUGAUGAUAGUUUCCAGGGAUCUCAUAUGAAAACAGACACUGAGAGAAUAAACAAUGAAUGGAUACCUUUAUGCAUCUCUGAUGACCAAGGAAAAGAGGAAGUGCAGCAGAAAGAGAAUGAAAAUACAAAUGUCUUGGAAACAUCCAGUGAAGAAUUCCCUUGUAAUAGGCCAGGGAUUAUUGAGUCUUCAACGAUCAUGCAGAGUGUAAAUCUUCCAAUAGAAGACAUUGAGGUUACAGAAAAUAAAUGCCCUUUCAUUACUGAAAAAGUUGAUGAAGCUAAUAUUAAAGAAACUAGCAAUAAAUCAUUCACAGUAAAGGCUGAAGAAUAUGGUACAAGCAAAGUAUUUAUUGGGCCCGUUUACAGACCUGUGGAGGAGAACAAACAGGAUGAAACCAGGAAUUUCACUAAAUUUAGGACAGGCAGAGAGAAACAAAAUGCUGUACUUGACAACAAAAUUGACAAAGAGGAAGGAAAGAAAAUACAGACUCUCUCUUGUGAUGUAUCAGAAAUAGAUGAUGAAUUGUGCCAAUUUUAUAAAGAAAUUCAGCAGCUUGAAAGUGAUAAAGAUGAGUUAGAAGGUCACUUACAGAAAAAAGAAACUGAAUCAUCUCAGGAACGAUUUAUACCAUGUAAUAAAUACAGUCAGUCAUCUCACAAGGAUGAACAAGAUACCUGGUACAGUAGAACACAAUCAUAUUAUGACAAUGAACAAUGUUUCUAUAAUGAACCAAGUGGCCGGAAGACAGGCAGUGAACCAAAAUGUUUUGACAAUGAAACAAAUGGCUGGAGAACUGAGAAUCAUUUUAAUUGGCAAGUGGAUUCUAAAUUCUGGAACCAUUCAGUUCCUCAGUUUAGGCCUGGAUGGCAGCCAACACAAUCUUUCAUAAUGCCUCAGGGUCCUCUUCCUCUUAGGUUCAACCAUCAUUUAGAUGUUCAAACGCUUAAUUCCCCACCACAUCAACCAGAUACUCUCCAUCCUCAGAAUGAUGGACCUCCUCACAAGAAUUAUGUGGGUUACCAUGGAAAUAGUGGCAGUACUAACAGGAGUUGUCCAUUGUUUGAUCAGAAUAAUAGUUAUGCUGGUCAUAUUGACAUCCAGAGUACGCAAGUCUCCAGAAAUGGAUAUAGCGACCAGGAUGGAUGCAUGAAUAAUGGUUUCUGUGAAACCAGAAAAGAGUGUUGGAAAGAUCCUAGAACUUACCAGAUAGAGGGAAUACACAAUUUUAAUUUUCAGCAGUUUUCAGAAGACAAGUUAUGUAGGUUGCAGAAAUUACUUCUAAUUUUAAGAGGUCUUCCUGGCUCAGGGAAAACAACACUGUCUCGUAUUCUACUUGGUCAAAAUCGUGACGGCGUGGUAUUCAGCACCGAUGAUUAUUUUCGACAGCAAGAUGGAUAUACAUAUAACGUUGCUCAGCUUGGUGAAGCUCAUGACUGGAACCAGAAGAGAGCAAAGCAAGCUAUGGACCAGGGAAGAUCUCCAAUUAUAAUAGACAACACUAAUACUCAAGCCUGGGAAAUGAAGCCGUAUGUGGAAACGGCUCUAGGGAAAGGCUACAGAGUGGAAUUCCAUGAGCCAGACACAUGGUGGAAGUUUGAUCCUGAGGAGUUAGAAAAGAGAAAUAAACAUGGGGUCCCUCGUGAGAAGAUUGCUCAGAUGUUGGAACGAUAUGAAUAUCAAAUGUCCAUCUCUGUUGUAAUGAAUUCAGUGGAACCUCCUCACAAAAACACACAAAGGCCACCUCCACAGCGAAGACAGAGGUGGGGAAGCUGUAUAGACUCUUGGAAUUCUUUCAGUGUUUCAAAUAACCGAUAACUCAGGUUACAUUCAACUAACACCAGUUUGUUGAUCACUCUUUUAAAAAUAUUAAACAGUGGACUUUCUCCUGAGGUUUAAAUAGGCUUAAUGCAAUUAAAGGACCAUUCUCUCUUGGAGAUUGUUCCAUUAAACAAAGUUUUGGAGGCUUAAAUGUAAAUAAAAUUUAAUAUAAAAAUGUAUGUUAAAUGUUUUUACAAUCUCUAUUUAUUACAUUUGUACUAACUUUGGUUUUGGAUAGUGUAAAGUAAACAAGUCUUCCUUUAUAGUUGGGUCUCAAAUAAUGUUAUCUACAGAGGAUAUUGUUGAGCAGAUUUUUGUUUUUGUUCUUUUUUUGAGGAAGUCCUAACAAAACUUAGGAAACAAAACUGUUUUUUAAAUAGAACUCAGAAAAGCCCAGAGUUAUAAGUUACGUGUGUAGUUAUUGCAUUUUAACUAUUUCCACUGCUUUUUAAUAUUUUAUCCAACUUUUACCAGGUUUUUAUACUGAACAAUUAUGUUUUCUAUUUCUUGCUGGAUGCUUGUUCAUUUUAAUUGGUAUCCAAAAUGUUGUCACAUUUAUAACCCAGAUUUCCUUUCCUCUUCCCUUGGUUUCCAUCUUCACUUUUGGCUCAGAGUCUCAUCUGGCAGCAAAAUCAAUGUGCUGCAAUUGCAGUAUUUACCUGCUUGAAAUUACAAACCAUGAUUUGUCUUAAAUUUGUUUGCUAUCUACUGAAAUACCAAACAUAGUUGUGCCUUGAAACUACCUAAAUUUAUUUUUUGAGCUUUUUGUUGGCAUGUAAAUGUACAGUUGCCUUUCUUUAAGUUUACAGCAUUAAGAUGCUUAAUUGGAACUGAGUCUUUUGGGGCUAAGUGUUCUUACUGGGCAAAGAAAACAGAAUACUUAAAAUAUUAGUCUCUCAGGGACCAUCUGUAGUUGGAGUAUGUGCAAUUGCACUAAGUAGGUACAGGUGGACAGUGGUCUCAGUUCUGUAAAACCACAUUACAUUCUUUUCAGGAUUUUGACACAGGUAAUAUUCUCUUCUUAGCAGAUGCCUAAAACUGAGCCAGCAUGGAGAUUGAUUAUUUUAUUGCCAUAGAUCCUUUUUAUCUUAAGCUUAAACACUGGUAUGGUAGUAAGUUUUAAAUUUAAUGCUUGCAUUUUUCCUGGUCCAUGGACUAAUAAAGUAUCUGUCUGUUUGUUAUUGCCGCCAUUGUUUUAGUAGUCCAAUGUAAGUCUGACAAAAUUAGCAUUUUGUUCUUAGGUUUUAUGGUUUUAUAUUAAUGAAAAUAUUACUUAAACAGCAGUUGAUAUAGUUCAGCUUUCGACUGUGCCACAUUGGAUUUUCUGUUGUGUGUUAAGAAACGUGGGGAAAUCUUGAUGGCAAAUUUUUUCAAGAAUCUUUGCCCAUUGGAUAAAUAGAUCUUCAUUUAAUAUUUAAUUCUGUUCUUCAAAGACAAUUAAAUAACUUGGUUGUGUACAGUACUGUUAGAAUAAGAUAGUAAUUAUAUUGCAGACACCAAGAUGCAUGUUUUACUUUUGUGCAAUGAAUGGAUAAGUUUAUAAUGCCUCAUUGAACAUGCUUAUACUGUAGUGAUAUGAUGGCAGAAAAAAAAUCAGCAUUUUACAAUGGCUGCUCAAGUAAACUGCCCAAAGCAAACCUCAUUAAUUUCAAAGAAUGUAAUAUGGUAUCAAUUUGUACCUCUACAAUAAGGAGCUAAGCAUACAAGACAUCUACAAGUAAUGGGAUGAAUUUAGUGAUCUUUGAUAGUGAUACAUUGGCUGUCUACAUGCUGUCUGACUGAUGAGAACCACAAAACAAGUUUUUAAAUCUGAGGCUCUUUCUAGAAAAGUGGUUGAUGCAAUUAAGACUUCUGUAAUUGUGUAGGAAACUAUAACAAAACAACUCCAAAAACAAAAAAAAGUAUUUAUUUGAAAAUUUGCAUUUAAGACAUACCUCAGUCUUCCUUUUUUAAGGUUUAGGUAUGAAAUUACAAUGUAGUAAGUCUGCUAUAAUAGAUCUUGAAAGGGGGAAACUACUUUAAAUAGGUAUGUACCCGUUAAAAUACACAUCCAGUGGGUUCCUGUUAUGUUUUGUGUGGUAUAAUCUUGAUAUUUGAAAAUUGGCCCCAAUUCAUUUUUAAAUAUUGGAAAGUCUUAGGUCAGUAUGCUUUGUUGUAUUAAAUAAAAAUAUGAAAAUAAAAAUGUCAGCAAUCACUGGGUAGAACUCUAAAAGGUGCAUCCCAUUUGCUCUAUAGGAUUUAUAAUAUAUAAACACUUAAUCAUGUUUUCUUAUUAUAUGUUUAAACCUGAUUACAUGAUUAAAGGGACAUUUGGGUUAAAAAUGACUAUUUAAAAACAAUAAGUUUCCCUGUGUGGGUUAUUAGUAAAUUUGAUUAUUAAAGCUGAAAUAGUUUGAUAAAUUUAACAUUUUUUAAAUUUUUUUUUGCAAUAUUCCUCAACUUGGAGGCUAAAACUAGAUUGUUCAGUUAUUGUUCAUAUUCAGUUUUCCCUUUGAUAAAACACUGCAGGAAGGUGUUUAAAAAUCAAAGUUUUUAUUAACAUUUAAAAGGGAAAAACUAUUUACAUUUUCUAUUGUAUUAACAAGGAGAUUUUUUCAGUUUUUAAAUAAAAUCUAAAUCUUGGGUCUAAAAGUACCUGACUUUGUCCCUUCCACGGCACAAUGUGCAUUUGUCCUAAUCAACAUUUAUGGGGAGUCCAGAUGUGCAGUGCAAACUUUUAGGACUUUAUACAGCUGUCAUUCUAGUAUUCUAAGAAGAGUAUAUCGUCAGGCCCCAUUAAAGUGGCUUUUGGAGAGGGACAUUUGAACUUGUAAUGGGGUCAGGUUGAAUAAACCAUAAAAUCAUUAUUUCGUUUUUGAGAAAGGGAAGAACAGAAAAGUUAAGGGGAAGUUGUAGAUGCCUUUGAAGGAUGGCUGCAUAUAAAAAUACAUGUCAUAUCACUUGGGCUCUCGAUGAAUCACAGUUAACUCGCAUGAUAAACUCAAAAGAAUUAAUCAUGAUUUAAAAUAUUAAUUGCGAUUAAUCACAGUUUUAAUUGCAUUGUUAAACUGUAGAAUACUAAUUGACAUUUAUUAAAUAUUUUUGGAUGUUGUCUUACAUUUUCAAAUAUACUGAUUUCAGUUACAACACAGAAUACAAAGUGUACACUGCUCACUUUAUAUUUAUUUAUAUUUAUUACAAAUAUUUGAGCUGUGAAAAUGAUAAACAAAAGAAACAGUAUUUUUCAGUUCACCUCAUACAAAUACUGUAGUGAAAUCUCUAUCAUGAAAGUGCAAGUUAAAAAUGUAGAUUUUUUUGUUACAUAACUGCACUCAAAAACAUUGAAAACUUUAGCGUCUACAAGUCCACUCCGACCUACAUCUCAUUCAGCCAAUUGCUAAGAUAGACAAGUGUUUACAUUUAUGGGAGAUGAUGCUGCCCACUUCUUAUUUACAAUGUCACUUGAAAGUGAGAACAGGCAUUCACGUGGAACUUUUAUAGCCGGCAUUGCAAGAUAGUUACGUGCCAGAUAUGCUAAACGUUCGUAUGCCCCUUCAUGCUUUGGCCACCAUUCCAGAGGAUAUGCUUCCAUGCUGAUGAUGCUUGUUUUAAAAAAUAAUGCAUUAAUUAAAUUUUGACAGAACUCCUUGGGGGAGAAUAGUAUGUCUCCGGCUCUAUUUUACCUGCAUUUUGCCAUAUAUUUCAUGUUAUAGAAUCUUGGAUGAUGACUCAGCAUAUGUUCAUUUUAAGAACACUUUUGCUGCAGAUUUAACAAAAUGCAAAGAAGGUACCAAUAUGAGAUUUCUAAAGAUAGCUACAGCACUCAACCCAAGGUUUAAGAAUCUGAAGUGCCUUCCAAAAUCUGAGAGAGAUGAGGUGUGGAGCGUGCUUUCAGAAGUCUUUAAAGAGCAACACUCUGAUGCGCAAACCACCGAAAAAAAAAAUCAACACACUGCUGGUGGCAUCUGACUCGGAUGAUGGAAAAUGAACAUGCGUCGGUCCGCAUUGCUUUGGAUUGUUAUUGAGCCUAAUCCAUCAUCAGCAUGGUUGCAUGUCCUCUGGAAUGGUGGUUGAAGCAUGAAGGGACAUAUGAAUCUUUAGUGCAUCUGGCAUGUAAAUAUCUUGCGGUACCGGCUACAACAGUGCCAUGAGAGCACCUGUUCUUACUUUCAGGUGACGUGAACAAGAAGCGGGCAGUAUUAUCUCCUGCAAAUGUAAACAAACUUGUUUGUCUGAGCAAGAAGUAGGACUGAGAGGACUUGCAGGCUCUAAAAUUUUACAUAGUUUUAUUUUUGAAUCUGUUCUUUUUGUACAUACUUCUGAAUUUGUAAGUUCAACUUUCAUAGUAAAGAAAUUACACUAUAGUACCUGUAUUAGGUGAAUUUAAAAAUAUUAUUUCUUUUUUUACAGUGUAAAUAUUUGUAAUCCAAAAUAAAUACAAAGUGAGCACUGCACUCUUUGUAUUCUGUAUUGUAGUUGAAAUCAGUAUAUUUGAAAAUGUAGAAAACAUCCAAAAAUAUUUAAAUAAACUAUUAUUGUUUAACUGUGUGAUUAAUGGUGAUUAAUUGCGAUUAAUUUUUUUAAUUGCUUGACAGCACUACAUAGCACUAGAGAGCAACAAGGUCCAUUCCACAUCAGAGUAGAGCACUGAUUUAAGAUACUGGUUUUAGAAGAAUAAUCUGCAGUUAGUCAUCAAAACAAUUUUGUUUUUAAAAAAAAAUCAGGAUUUGGUAGUUAAGGAAAAAUGUUUGAAAUUUGGUAAUCUCUUUUAAUUAUUCUAAUGUUUUUGAGGUGGUUUUCCAUAUAUACAUAUUAGGCAAUAAAUAGAGAUACAUAACUGAACUAAUGUUUUAAAUGCACUUUUUGGUUUAGUGGGGCUUAGUUUUGAAUCAGCAUGCUUUUGUUUUAUUAUGAAGCAAUUGUGGAAAACAGUAUUUUAAAUUAGAGUCUGAAAAUCAUCAAGGUUGAACAUCCAGACAUUUAAUUCAGUCUCGUUCUGUAAACCUAUUCUGCAAUUUUAAAUUUGUACAAUGUGAUGUAUAUCUAAUAGUGUUUUGAUAAGAAAUUUUAUUAAAACUAAAAGUUGACAUACUAUUUUGUUUUCUUUUUAGUAAUGGUUUUAAUCAUUUGCAAGUUAUUGCAGUGAAGCUGUUUUUGUAGUCCGUGCUUGAAUUGUUAAAAUAUUUGAAUUAUAGUGUAUUUCAUAAGUUAACAUUCUAUUUAAUACAUCCCCUUAUUGUAUCUUUUUCACAA